AUGAACCCGACCCAGCCCGCGGCCAAGAAGGCGUGCGACAAGUGCAGGCUGCGCAAAAUCAAGUGCGACCUGACCCAGCCCUGCGCCAGCUGCACUGCCCGCAACUUUGAAUGCACAUAUCAGACCCCGCACCGCAAGAGAGGCCCGGCCGGAAGACGGCUAGCCGAAAUCCGACAGCAGCAGGGUUGGCGGAGUGCCGAGCAGCUGCAGACUCCCACCAUCUCGCCCGGCCGCUCUGUCGACCACCUCGCCGAUGGCGACCAGCUCGACCCGCCGCCCAUGGUGUCGUCGUGGGACAUGCUGGGCUGCCUGCCGCACCAGCCCCAGCCGCCCCAGGACCAGUGGCCCCAGAGCGAGGACGAGUAUCUGAUGCCCGCCUCGCAGCCGCAGUCCGCCCAGCAGCAGCCCUCGGCCAACGCCUUCGACGACCCCAUGUUCUCGCUGCUCGCCCGUCCGCAGCCCCCCUCGGCCGGCUCGCUGCAGCAGCAGGGCCCGCCGAGCCUGCCCGACCCCACCAGCAUCUGGCCGCUGGGCAUCACCGACGAGAACCUCAUCCGCUGGAUCGACGUCUACUUUGAGCGCCUGUACCCGACCCUGCCCAUCCUCAAGCGCUCCUCCAUCUUCGCCCGCCUGCUGAGCCAGGAGCACCGCACCAAUCCCGACUUCGGCGCCAUGCUGCUGGCCCUCAGCGCCUUCUCGCUCAUCCAGCCCGUCCGCAUCAGCGAGUGGUCCUCGGCCGCGUCACGUGAAAACAUGGUCAACUUCAUGUUGUCCGAGUCGGUCAAGAUGCGCGCCUCGGUCGAGUUCGGCGAGAACCCCUCGCUGGACGCCAUCCUGACCAGCGUCUUCCUCUUUGCCUGCCUGUUCCAGCGCAACCAGCACAACGCCGCCUGGUUCCGCCUGAAGGAAGCCGUCGAGCUCGGCUCCGUCUUCGGCCUGGGCCGCUCCGAGUGCUACGCCAACUGCGAGCCCGAGCAGAAGCAGCAACGCCUCCGCAUCUACUAUCUACUUGCCGUCACCGAGAGGGCCUACGCACUGGAGAAGAAGCAUCCCAUCACCUUCCUCGGCCACCCGAGCAUGGAAACCCGUUCCCUGCUCGAGUCGGUGUCGGCUGCUUCCGACGGCGACGACCUGGGCAUCGUCAUCCACGACGAGGCCGAGUCGAACGGCAUGCUCGGCCUGCUGAGGCUGAUGACGCUGUUCGACCCCAUCGACGAGAACUUUGUGCGAUGCUGGAACAACCAGUGCGACAAGACGGGCGGCAGGUGCCGCUUCCUGGACGAGCAGAUGGCCAUCGCCAUCCACGAGAGCCUGACGAGACACAGCAUUCAAAACACCAGCGGCCAUUCCUCGCUGUUCACCAACACGCCGCCCAGCUGGUUCAUGAGCGCGACGCUCAAGGACACGCAGAUUGCCGACCUCAUGGUCAACGAGCAGUGGCUCCAGAAUCGCUUCUGGAACCUCUGUCUCUCGCACAAGAUCCUGUCGCCGCAGGCCGAACAUCCCGCCCUGCAGGUGUUCCAAGCCGUGACCAUCGCCGAGAACACGCUGCGCGUCUGUUCGGGCUUGUCGCUGUCGUCUUUGGAAGUCCACGGCGUCGGCCUCAUCGAGAAGCUGUACUGCGUCGUCGAAAGCGCCGUCGCCGCCAAGCGUUAUAGCGAAAGUAUGAGCUACGGGGCCCAGGUGGCAGCGCUGUCGCCGCAUGCCUUCAACAACACCAGCGCGUCACUGUCUCCGUCGGACCCGCUCAUCCACGGCUUCCUCGAGUUCUUCAAGAAGAUCCGGGCAGGCCAGCAUCCGUUUCUGAGCAAGCUCUCGGCGCUGGUGGGGCCAGACAUGGGAAUUGACGGCAUCUGA
Messenger RNA from Diplodia corticola, 1857 nucleotides. RefSeq names its product c6 transcription factor. Gene Ontology annotation, biological process: regulation of DNA-templated transcription. The transcript is spliced from 5 exons. Gene Ontology annotation, molecular function: DNA-binding transcription factor activity, RNA polymerase II-specific; zinc ion binding. NCBI's taxonomy places the organism in Eukaryota, Fungi, Ascomycota, Dothideomycetes, Botryosphaeriales, Botryosphaeriaceae. The record is from RefSeq and is a predicted model, not a curated record. Bases 1 to 1857 code for a protein of 618 amino acids.